This is a messenger RNA of Racocetra persica, 513 nucleotides long. The record is from the annotation of a GenBank genome assembly. NCBI's taxonomy places the organism in Eukaryota, Fungi, Glomeromycota, Glomeromycetes, Diversisporales, Gigasporaceae.
CCUUAAAUACUUUGGAAAUUAUAAUGCAUGACAAUUUUAAAGAAUUAUUAGACGUUCGUAAAUCCUUAAAUAGCAAAUUUUUUGGAAUUGUUGAAGAAGGACAAAGAGAAGACAACAAAAAAACGAGCGGACAACCCAAAAACCUUUCUCAAACACUACAAAAUGGAGCAGAAAAUAAUCCCGACCAAAACAUUUUCAAUCCUCAAAAUUUAGACGAACGAGAAAAAAACAUUUUACAGCAAAGUCAGGAAGUAGUCCCGCCAAAUAAAAUAAAGGAGAAAUUCGUUAUCAAAAUAUUGCGACAAAAAAUUAAACCCCAAAAUUUUUCUUUACGGAUAAUUGAAAUCAAAGGGCUAGAAUUUAUUAUUGAAGCAACUCAACAACUUCCUAAGGAAGAAAAAAUAAAAAGUCAAUUGAUUGGUCUUAUUUUUCGUAAAUGCUUGUUUAUUAAUUCAUCCAAUUUUACAGAAAUAGAAUCAGCCUGUCGUUUAGUAGAAAAAUUUCUCCAAAUUG